AGGAGAUAGCUGUCAUUAGUACUUGUUGUUUUUUAAGUCUCUUAGAAUACGUACUGUACAGUAGAUUGAUAGACAACUCACCCAGUCACUGUUCUCAGAAACUGCCUUGUACUGAUGGAAGAAAACGAGGAAGAUGAGGAUAGUGAACUGUCCCUGUUAGAAUACAUGCCAGAUGACCUGUUGUUAGAAAUAUUCAAGCUGUUGAAUUGGCGAGAUCUUAUAAGGCUGUCAGCUACAUGCACCAAGUUCCGACAGAUUUGCUCAAUAAGUGCCUUAUGGUUAAGUUUAAGAAAAUUGAAAUUUGUUGAUUGCCACAUUCCGGAUUCUAGAAAAAUUUUGGAAGUGUUGCAGAGGUCAUCAAAUGCUGAACACAUUAUCUUGGAUGAUGUGCUCAUUGAAGACAAUAUUGUGGCACAGUCAACCAGCAGGAAUGAGCUUGAAGCCAUGGAGAUGACAGAGGGGCCAGACAGACAGGGGCCAGUGGAGGGGUCAGUAGUGGAGGGACUUCAGCCACCGGAUAGGUUCAUCCUGGAUGUACUCAAACUGUGCCCUCAUGUGGCAAAACUGGACCUGUACAUGAAGACAAUAACAGACAGAGCUGUGGAGGCGAUAUGUGCCAAGUGUGUGUGUCUUCGACACCUUCAGUUAUGUGAGAAUGACAACAUCUCCAGGGACGCUAUCAACGAGCUCGUGUCCUACUGCCCUUCACUCAUGGAACUCUGUUUAGAUGAGUGUCGAUGUGCUGAACAAAUAAACCUGCGUCAUAGAGAUGCUGACAGAACACUUAAUCUCCAUACUGUCCGGAUACACAAUGUGUUUUUGAGUGCAGCAAAUGUUGAUUGUCUACUAGCCAGCUGUCCUCAGUUAAUCAUUCUGGACCUCAGUCAUACCUUACUGACCGCCUUCGUUAUUCAGCCAUCACAGCCCGGUCAGCGGAAUCCAUUAGAGACUUUGAAGGAACUCGUACUGGAAACAUGUCAGUACCUGUUAGGUGUGAUGUUGCCUUUCGCUCGGAGUCUCCUUACCCUGAAUGUGACCGAAUGUCGGAGCUUGAAAGAUUUAAAGGGGGAUCUUCCUAUGUUGGAGACAUUAGAAGCCCGAUUGUGUACCUGUCUGAAGGAGCUUGAUGUGAAUGUGCCAUCAUUGACAUACUUUUCAUUUGAUUCAAAUGAACACGGUUCACUGGAGCAGCCACAAUCUAGGACAGUGAAGCUGAGGAACUGUAGCAUGUUGGAGGAGGCAAGCCUGUCUAAGCUCUCCACUUUGACCCAGCUCCAUAUUGGUUCCACUGUCCUGCGUAACCUGAACCUCGCCAUGUGUCCCAUGAUGAGUGUUACUGAGCUGGUGUGUGUGGUGCCUGACCCCUCAUCUCUCGUGACCCUGAACAUCUCUGGUUGUGUCAAUAUAUCGCCCAGCGAUCUACAGACUGAUCUAUUACCCAAGUUUAGCGGAUUGCAGUCCCUUACCUAUGGAGGUCAUAGCUGGAAUACUGUUCAGUUGUCUUCACCUACUCUUAGUCAUAUUGUGUUGCAGUCCUGCAGAAAUUUAUCCCACCUGGGGUUAAACAUGGCUGGCCUGAGGAAACUGACUCUAGACUUAUGUCCAGACCUUGUGGAGCAAGAGCUGUUUGAUCCCCUCAUCUACGGCAGAUCGAUAACAAGACUUCAGGGACUGGAAAAUAUAGUUGCACAUAACCUUCCCCCUCCAUUUGCUAAUGGUGUUGGUUUGCCCUGUCUGGAGGAGCUAAAGUGCCUUAACCUUUGUGGUCUCCAUGGCGAUGUGAUGUCAAAAUGUCUUGGAGAAUUUCAGUGUUUGACAUAUUUGGAGUUUGAACACUGUGCAUUCCUAACACAAUUGCGUGUGUGUGGAUGGGCAAAGAUUAAAACAGUAAAGUUUAUUGGCUGCUGCAACCUCAAGAAACUGGAUAUUUCAAAUGUGCCAAAUCUGCACUACUUGUAUCUCAAGGGGUGCAGUAUGAUGGACCAUUGUUCCAUAGAUGCCCAAAACCUGAGCCACCUUGACACGUCAGGGACAAACUACAGACACCUUUGUGUGGCCUCCAACAAGCUGGAAACCCUUCAAGUUAACGGAAUAUGUACACAGGAAUCUCACACUUUCUCCCUCAGGUGCAAUAAUCUUCAAGACCUUUCCAUCAGCAAAUGUGAUCGUCUGUCUGACCAAGUAGUAAAUGCAGUUUUCAGUGGCUGUCCAAACCUCUCCUUCAUAUACAUCCUUGGAUCACUCAUCAUCAGGAGCCUGACCCUACCUGCUAGUUUGACCAAAUGUAGCCUGACAGGACACAGGCUUCUGGCCAACAUACAUGUUUCCCCACAGAACAGGAUACAACACUUAACACUCAACAAUCUCCCUAAGUUUAUUCCGAGCCAGCGGGCUGAAUUGUUGCGGCGGUGUGAGGGUUCCCUGCAAGAGCUGGAGGUAAGGGCCAUUCCAGGGGAGACAACACUUAGACUGACCCUUCCAGAGUUAUCUGCCCUCACUCUUGACCAGGGAAUACACCUCCAGUCACUAGAUAUAUCCUGUCCAAAGUUAAAAUCUUUAAGAAUACAGGGAUGCCCCCAUCUGCACGAGUUGUCGAUGCACGUGACCAGCCUGGCCCAGAUGCAUGUGUUCCACAGCCCGCCACUGCUUGCCUUACAACGUCUCAUUCUGACCUGCCCCAGGGUGCCACACCUUGACAGGAUCCUGGCUUAUUAUUGUAGGAAGCUGCAGGCCCUGACACUGCGAGGUAGCACUGUGAAGGAGUCCCUGAUCUACCGGCUGGGCCAGGCCCUUCCCUCCCUCAACACACUACAACUGGACACAUGUACACUGACAGGUGCUCCGGCGACACUCAACAGUUUCUGUGUGGAUGGCAAGGCACUGUUCAGAAAUGAUGGACUAACCCUCAGUGUUGUUAUUGCUAGACAGAUGAUCUGAAACUGUGUGAUACUGCUAGAGUUAGUGACAAGAGCUGAUACUGUGUGAUACUGCUAGAGUUGCUGACAAAGUGACAGUUUGGAGUUUGCAGACGGCUUACAGCUGAUUGUAAUCUGCCUCAGUGCUUGAUCUCCUCUGACAUACAUGCAUGCUCUCCAUAACAUUUCAUUUAGAAAUUAAUGUAUCCGAUACAUUUGUUGAUUAUAUAAGAUGUAUUGUAAAAUAUUUUGAAAUCAUGUCGACUUCUAUGCAUAGCAUAAACAAGAUCUGUGAUACUGAUUGUGUAUGAAAUGGUCUUUUAUAUUGAUAAAUAAAACCUAUGUACAUAAUAAUAGCUGAAUU
This is a messenger RNA of Mya arenaria, 3279 nucleotides long. RefSeq lists its product as uncharacterized. The record is from RefSeq and is a predicted model, not a curated record. The transcript has 23 exons. Bases 115 to 2937 code for a protein of 940 amino acids. NCBI's taxonomy places the organism in Eukaryota, Metazoa, Mollusca, Bivalvia, Myida, Myidae. Gene Ontology annotation, molecular function: protein binding.